Messenger RNA from Leptopilina boulardi, 1143 nucleotides. RefSeq names its product histone H2A. The record is from RefSeq and is a predicted model, not a curated record. Gene Ontology annotation, cellular component: nucleosome. The transcript has a single exon. The coding region runs from base 90 to 464 and encodes 124 amino acids. NCBI's taxonomy places the organism in Eukaryota, Metazoa, Arthropoda, Insecta, Hymenoptera, Figitidae. Gene Ontology annotation, molecular function: protein heterodimerization activity; DNA binding; structural constituent of chromatin.
GCAUAAAUAGUCGAUUUUACUGAAAUUUUUGUAUUAGUCAUCCAACCUUUGAGUUGUUCGUUUCGUUGCUACUAAACUAAAUCGAAAAAAUGUCCGGACGUGGAAAAGGAGGCAAAGUCAAGGGAAAGUCAAAGACUCGUUCCAACAGAGCUGGACUUCAAUUCCCAGUUGGUCGUAUCCAUCGUCUCUUGCGCAAGGGAAACUACGCUGAGCGAGUUGGUGCUGGAGCUCCAGUCUACCUCGCAGCAGUAAUGGAAUACUUGGCUGCUGAAGUUUUGGAGUUGGCAGGAAAUGCCGCUCGCGACAACAAGAAGACCAGAAUCAUCCCCCGUCAUCUCCAACUUGCCAUCAGGAAUGACGAGGAAUUGAACAAACUUCUUUCCGGAGUUACCAUCGCUCAGGGUGGUGUUCUUCCCAACAUCCAGGCUGUGCUUUUGCCCAAAAAGACCGAAAAGAAAGCUUAAAUUUCUACCAACAUCCUCUAAAACAAUCGGCCCUUUUCAGGGCCAUCAAAUCUUUUUUACGUGUGAAUCUUGAGUUCUUUGCAUUAUUUUUUUCAUUAUAAUACAUACGUAUUAGACGGUGGCAAAAGAUUUAUUACAUUUGGAAUAUGUUGAAAGUUUUUGUUUUCCAAGCUCAAUAUCACUCAAAUUAGAUUAUCUUAAAAUAAGAAAAAUGAAAAUUAACUGAAGCUAUGUAAAAUUUUUAACGAACUUUUGAAUGCCGUACUUUUAAGCUCUUCGCUCAUUUGUGAUUUAUAAUUUUUUGGAAUAUUUCGCUAGCAUUAUCGUAUUAUUAGUAUGAUUGUAAGAUUACAUCGUAUAAGCCUGUAGCAAUCUUAUAGUGGACUCAAAUUUCCGCCCCACAGUAUAGGCUUCAAAAAACAAGGUGAACAAGCUAAUAUUGCAGUUUCUUUUUUUUUGAAACUUGGUAUGUAUUUUUUUGGUCGCUGAUUACAAACAUAAAGUUAGUUUUUAAAAGUGACACGCUGUGAAAUAGGCCUGAAUUAUAAAUAAAUGAAAUUAAACUUAUACUUUUGUGAGAAUUAAAAUUCUUUUUGUACUUUGAAGCAAACCAAAGCGUUUCGAUAGGAGUUAACUGAAUCGGCAAUAAUUAAAUGAAUCCCACUCUAAUUUUCUUAAU